ACCGAACAAAAAAAUCGGUUCGUUUGGUUCGGGUUUGUAAAGAGGAGCAGCGCGCUCGGAAGCAAAUAUAUAAAACCUAAACCUAAAACCCUUUUCUGGCUCGUCUCCUCCUGUGUCUCUGUUUUCCUCUCUUCCCUCGCAAAACCUCUGAGCUGAGGUGAGCUUGAGCUUCCGCAAAACCCUCGCAGAGCUUCUUCCACUCCGGCGCCAUCUUCCGUCGAUUCCCAUCAAUUGCAGAAAUGCUGCGCCGGAACAUCAGACUCCGUAGGGAGUAUCUCUACCGGAAAAACCUCGAAGGCAAGGAGCGACUGCUCUACGAGAAGAAGCGGAAGAUGAAGCAAGCCCUAGAAGAGGGUAAGCCGAUUCCUACUGAGUUGCAUAACGAGGCGGAUGCGCUUCGCGCGGAAAUCGACCUUGAGGACGAGAAUACUGCAGUCCCCAGAACUCACAUAGAUGAUGAGUAUGCGAAUGCGACCGAAAAGGAUCCAAAGAUUCUGCUUACAACAUCUAGGAACCCUAGUGCUCCUCUUACGCAGUUUGUGAAGGAAUUGAAAUUUCUCUUCCCCAAUGCUCAGAGAAUGAACCGUGGUAGUCAGGUUAUAUCUGAAAUUAUUGAAACUUGCCGCAGUCAUGAUUUCACUGAUGUCAUUUUAGUUCAUGAGCAUCGUGGGGUUCCCGAUGGUUUAACUAUAACCCACCUUCCUUUUGGUCCAACUGCGUACUUUGGAUUACUGAAUGUGGUUACGAGGCAUGACAUCAAAGACAAAAAAGCAAUUGGCACAAUGCCAGAGGUGUACCCCCAUCUGAUUCUUAACAACUUCUCAACGAAGUUGGGAGAGAGGACUGCGAAUAUUUUGAAGCAUCUAUUUCCAGUGCCAAAGCCCGAUUCCAAGCGGAUCAUUACUUUUUCAAAUCAAUCUGAUUAUAUUUCAUUCAGGCAUCAUAUUUACGAGAAGCAUGGUGGUCCAAAAUCCCUUGAGCUCAAAGAGAUUGGUCCUCGGUUUGAACUUCGCCUUUAUCAGAUAAAGUUGGGUACGGUGGACCAGAGUGAGGCCCAGAUCGAAUGGGUUAUCCGGCCAUAUAUGAACACGUCACGGAAGCGAAAUUUAUUGGCGAUUAAUUAGCUAUAUAUUUGGCUUUAUACUAAUUUAUCAUUGUCAUUUUUUUUUUUGGGGAUUCUGUGCCGUGAAUUGUCUAUCGGGGUCUUGUAGUAUUGCACUGAUCUCGGCUCAUUACCUGGUGUCUUAAGUAGAAGAUGAAAGGUUGGCUGGAGUUCAUAACAUUGCUCAAAUAGAAUUCAGAAAGCCGGCCGGCAGAACACGUAAUAAUCCAAUUUUGGCACAGCCAACCUGGGUCAAUAAAGGUGACCGACAAAGCGGGUAUGCAUGAGAGAGAACAAAAUAAAUUCAUUUUGUUUGCUGCCCUUGAAACUUAUCAACGGUGGUAACCUGUAAGAAGUAUAGCAACCAAAGUAGAAGUUGGAGAAGAAGAGUUAACUGAACAGAGAAGCCCCAUCACCCUGGAACUUGGGAACACGCUGCGGGUUGAUAACAUUACGAAUCAGAAGCUUUCUGGCCA
Punica granatum (pomegranate) is the source of this 1578-nucleotide messenger RNA. Lineage: Eukaryota; Viridiplantae; Streptophyta; Magnoliopsida; Myrtales; Lythraceae. The record is from RefSeq and is a predicted model, not a curated record.